AUGCAUGAACAAGUUAGCGAUAAAAAAGCACGCUUACGCAUAAAAAAUGUACAAACCGAUCACUCCCAUCAGAUGAACGCAUCUCAGCGCAAAGCGCUCUCAAUGUCCACAGCAUCCCUAAAAAUACUUGGUCCACCCGGUACAGGCAAAACGUACACCUUGGUACACAUCAUUAAGAAGCUGUUAAACGGUGGUGGGAGGGUGCUUGUGUGUGCUCCUAGCAAUUUAGCAUUGGAUAAUUUGAGGAAAUGGUUCAGCGAGGAUGAAUGUGUUAGGAUUGGUGGGAAGAGCAGGUUUAGGAAUUAUGAGGAGAUUGUUGGGAAGGAAAGGGGUAGAAGGAAUGGCGGUAAGAUGGUACGAGGGGCCGGCGAUAGAGGUAGGAGUGGUGAUAGGGGGAGAGCAAGUGUAGGAAGGAGCAGAGUUAUGAGUACCGGUAGAGAGGGCAAGAAAAAUAGGGGAGGUAAAGGGAACAGAAGUAAGGAAGGCAGAAAAGAUGAGGAGAGUAGAAGUAAGGAGGGCAGAAAAGAUGGCGAGAGUAGAAGUAAGGAGGGCAGAAAAGAUGUGGAGAGUAGAAGUAAGGAGGGCAGAAAAGAUGGCGAGAGUAGAAGUAAGGAGGGCAGAAAAGAUGGGGAGUGUAGAAGUAAGGAGGGCAGAAAAGAUGGGGAGAGUAGAAGUAAGGAGGGCAGAAAAGAUGGGGAGAGUAGAAGUAAAGAAAGCGUAAAUAGCAAAGAAAGAAAAUGCGCCACAAUGACCAGGAAAGGUAACAAACACGGUAAGAGGAGCGUAAAAGAAGAGAAUAAUAAAAGAGUGGACUACGCCUUGCUUAAGAACUAUGAUCUGAUAUUUUCUACGCUGUACUCCCUGUACAAGAUAAGAGAUGUGUACGAUACGGUGAUUGUGGAUGAGUGCUGUCAGGCAGAUGAGGAUGAGCUGAUGAUGGCGUUCUUUAAAGGAAGAAACGUUAUUCUAGCGGGUGAUCCCUAUCAACUAGGACCUGUCGAUGAGGAAAGAAGGGGUAGUGGUGGUAAGGAAAAUGAAAAGGAUGAUGACCGUGCUAGUGAGGAUGAUGUUGACGAUAGCACCACUGCUACUAGCCCUGCCACCAAUACCGAAAAAGAUGAUCGUGGCGUAAAGGGUCGUACCGGUAAGGGUAGGAGGUACAAAACAAUGGCACAGGUAAGAAUGGAAAUCAACAACUGCAUGUUUAACAGGAUUAGAUUACCUACCGUUCUACUGAACGUACAGUACAGGAUGCCUGCAAAUUUGAUAGAUUUUUCUAACAGGUUCUUCUACAGGAGCAUGCUACGCAGUGCACUGCCACUAACAUUCAAAUUCUUUGAUCACAGCAACCUUCUGCUCAUAAACACGGCAGGCAGAAACUUUCUGGAGCAAAAAGACGUAAGCAUUAUAAACGUGGAAGAGGGCAAGCUGGUGAUGGCAUUGCUGUCAUUUAUAGAUCGUACGUACAACGUACGAUCUAUCGGUGUUAUAACACCGUAUGCUGCGCAAGCGCAGCAUAUAAUGCGUAACAUUGACAUGAGCACGUUUCGUGCUCAUGUGCACAUCAGCACGGUAGACUCGUUUCAAGGGCAGGAGCGCGACAUCGUGAUCAUUUCGAUGGUACGCAGCAACUGGGAAAGGAAUAUUGGGUUUAUGGAUGACGUAAGGAGAAUGAAUGUGGCUAUGACAAGGUGUAAAAUGGGAAUGGUGUUGGUUGGUGAUCGGAGAUGCUUUGAAUGGGUGUUUUACCGCAGAAUAUUUGAGUUCUUCGAGCGAGGUGUUGUUUUAGGACCGGAGCAGUUCUAUUCUCUGAUUGAGCAGUAG
This is a messenger RNA of Vavraia culicis subsp. floridensis, 1824 nucleotides long. RefSeq lists its product as uncharacterized. The record is from RefSeq and is a predicted model, not a curated record. Bases 1 to 1824 code for a protein of 607 amino acids. Gene Ontology annotation, molecular function: helicase activity. Lineage: Eukaryota; Fungi; Microsporidia; Pleistophoridae. The transcript has a single exon.